This is a messenger RNA of Impatiens glandulifera, 1089 nucleotides long. Its product is annotated as TLC domain-containing protein 4-B. The transcript has 9 exons. Bases 186 to 968 code for a protein of 260 amino acids. Gene Ontology annotation, cellular component: membrane; endoplasmic reticulum. Gene Ontology annotation, biological process: lipid homeostasis. The record is from RefSeq and is a predicted model, not a curated record. Lineage: Eukaryota; Viridiplantae; Streptophyta; Magnoliopsida; Ericales; Balsaminaceae.
GAGUUAGGACCUAACACCAUCACAUUUUGACUCUUCUUCUUCAUCAUCUUCUUCUUCAUGUUCUCUUUCCGAUUAUUAUUAUUGUUGUUGUCUGCCUGCAAGGCAAACGAAGAAUCUUAACCCUUUAUUUCUCUCUACGAAAACCAAAACAAGAGAGACGAUUAUUGUCUUUUACUUUUGAUUCCAUGACGAUCGCCGGCUAUGACGUUUUUCCCGUUGAUCUGCACUGGUUACCGUCCGCCUUUGCAGGCGUUCUUAUCUGCAAAAUUGUUUAUGAAUUAACAGGUGUACUUAGCUCAAUGUUCAUCACUGGAUACAAGAAGCUCAAUGAUGUAAAAAAACUUGAAUGGAACAACAGGGGAAUCUCCACUUUCCAUGCUCUGCUAGUGGCAGCUGCAGCUUUUUAUUUAUUUCUUGUUUCAGAUCUUUUUUCUGAGAAUUCUGAUCAAGGGUUAAUUGUCAACAGAAGAUCUGACCUAUCAGACAGAAUCCUGGGGAUAUCUAUUGGUUAUUUUAUCUCUGACUUGGGGAUGAUCAUUUGGAAGUUUCCAGCUUUAGGGGGUUUGGAGUAUGUGGUGCACCACGGGCUUUCCAUGUUUUCAAUCUUCCUCUCCCUACUGAGUGGUCAAGGUCAGAUAUACAUACUGAUGGUUCUCUUCACUGAGACCACGACACCAUUUGUGAAUUUGAGAUGGUACUUGGAUAAUCUUGGUUUGAAAAACUCUAGCCUUUACAUCUGGAAUGGUGUUGCUUUGUUCUUUGGAUGGCUGGUGGCUAGGAUCCUUUUGUUGAUCUUCUUCUUUUAUCACAUGUUUCGACAUUUUGAUCAGGUGAAGACAAUAUUUCCUUUAGGGUUCUACAGCUUGUUGAUUGUUCCUUCUGUGUUGUCAAUGAUGAACUUGUUUUGGUUCUGGAAAAUUACAAAAGGUAUGGUUAAGACUCUAACUAAGUCAAGACACACUCGGUAACAACCAACCCCGGUUCAUUCGUUCGUUGUGCACUUGUGUUUCCACCCAUUUAUUUAUGUAACCUUUUGCGCCAUUGUACAUACAUAUAUAUUUAUUUCUAGGCUAAUGUCUUAUUUGUGGA